AUGUCUACCCAAGUUUUCUGUCGUAAAGUUCAAGAAAAAAAGAAACAAUUUGAGCAUUUCUGCAAUAAUUCGCCAAAUUCCAACUACUUAGGACACACACCAGAUUGUGACUUAGAACGUCUCUCCGAAAAAUAUUGGGGCGAAAUUCUCGAACGUACAGUUUCUUCUAGUUCUCUAGCUGGUCCUCAACAAAAUCACCCAGAAAUAAAAUUGGACUGUAACGGAGGCAUCGAACUGAAUAUUCUCAAGAAUUCAUUAUCGGAUUUAUGAAAGCUAGAUAAGACCACGCAAACUUUUGAUUUGAUAAGCGAGAGCAUGGGUAGCUCCGCGGAAACUGCUAUCGUUACCAAAUAACAGUUGCGUGGUCAAUUUUUUUGUUAUUAAUAUCUAUUGUUAUCAAUUUGUCAAAAUGUGGAAAAAUAUUAUGGGCAUUUAAGACAAACAUGAAAUCUUCAGUGAUAAACUUUAACGCCUAUUGAAAGAGAAAUGUCUUAAUUCAAUAAUUUGUUGUUGACAAUCGUAAUUAACGAUCAACGUUCAACUAUAAGGUGAUUUUAUUACCUAGGUCUAUACCAAUGAUACCUAUCUACCUACGCAGAGAGUCAUGAUUUUUAAUCACAACAUUUCAGGUGAACUUAGAAGUGAUAAUUGACUGAUAGGCGCGUAUUCCUGACUAAUUCUGUCACUAUAGACGAAUAAGAAAAAAUAAGUUUCCUAUAUUAACAUGAGUUUGGCAACGUUUUCUUUUCAGGAUGCAAACAAUAAUAAUAAUUCCAAAACCACUUCAUUAACAUAAUUUUUUUUUUUAAAUGAUCAAUUUCAUCCAUUUCAUUUCUUCAGUUGGUGUAGCCAAGAGUAGGGCCGUUACCCACUUUCAAGUACAGGUAAUCGACCCAAAAAUGUACAAAAAAAAAAAAAACGAAUUAUAUUUGAGACACCAUGGUUAAGCAAGCGUUUCAAUCGGUAAAAUUUUACAUUGUGAAUAAAUGCAGAGGAGACAGAACAGGGGCGAAGUUCUUGACAUGAUGGCGUACCCUUGUCAGCGUUUCUCGUCGCUCUCAUUAUUGGAGAUUUUUCGCCUUCAGUUAAUAAAGUUAGGUUCGGUACCAAAGUGGUUUUAGGAAAUAGAUCCAAUAUUUCAAUGGCGAGGCAAAGAAGGGCUGUACUUUCUUAUACCAUUAGCCUAACAGGCACAAGUAUAGAGUUUUUAAUACUCAUUUAGAAGUAUCAGUCGUUAUAGUGACUAAAUGUAUGUCGGUUCUUGAAUACACAAAUAAAAUUAGGUUAGAAAUUUUUUAUUUGUAUUAGCCUAUCCAAAACACGUGACUUUGACAAGCAAACAAAGAGUUUGUGUGCCUCUCGGCGGACAUUUUAAUUUGGGUUUGACAGCAUCUUGGAUAGUCUAAUAUGAAAUUGACGUAUUAGCAAUCGCCGUUCGUUUUUGUUGGUAAUUUUUUAUUUCAUAUGGGGUUAUUCUAAAUGGGUAUUAAAAUUACCAUAUCGCUAUUUAUACAGCGGUACCUAGGUACCUCUUUCUAUGCCUGAAAACUUCAUAAGUAAGUACCUGAAUAUGAGGAAAAUAUGGGUGCAAUUUCUUGAAUUUAACUAUUACACCUAAGAAGGAUUCGAAAGUUUCGAACGUAUGAAAUGAGGUAAUAAUUUUUUUGCAUGAAAUGAUAAUAGUUAUUUAUACACCAAGUGAGUUAAAUGAAUGUUUAUUCAUGAGAAGAAAGUUUAAUCCACGAGCCCUAGCGAGUAGGUUAAUUUUUUUCGAAUGAAUACACAUUUUAACUCACGUGAUGUAUACAAAAAUUUAUCCCAUUUUGUGGAAAUUUAAAAAAUAAAGUACGAGGGAAAAUGCCGAGAGUGUGUUAAAAAUAUUUUAAAUCACUGAGGUUUCAGAUUUUUAGUUGGGCAGAGUGACUUAAAAUGCCGAGAGUGAGUUAAAAUGUUUGUAAAUUACUGAGGUGAUAAACGUCUACUUACCUUUAUUGUUAUGCGUUCAAUAAUAUCAUUUUUAAAAGUCAAAAUGGGAUAAUAAAUAUUAUGUUAGUCGUCCUUUAUAUCGCACAAAAUAGCAAUAUUAUUUGUUUAAUAUAUCGUUAUCAUUUCGUUAUAACUUAAAUUUUUGCGGAUUUUUGAUAAUGAAAUAUUCAUUAUACAGGAUUUUAUGAAUAUAAUUUUCACGAAAUCUGGGCUGUAAAAGCAUUUCUUGGAUUUUUCUCUUUGUAAAUAAAAUUGUUGUAAAAUAAUAAUUGUUCCC
Messenger RNA from Ceutorhynchus assimilis (cabbage seed weevil), 2263 nucleotides. The record is from the annotation of a GenBank genome assembly. NCBI's taxonomy places the organism in Eukaryota, Metazoa, Arthropoda, Insecta, Coleoptera, Curculionidae.